AUGGCUACCUCGACUGUCCCCAAGACCUGCAAGGUCAUCACGGCUGAGACUAUCGCCAAGGGUUACCUUGGUGAGGUCAAGGACACACUGGCCAAGAUCCAAGGCGAGAACCCUUGCACUCCCACACUGGCUGCUUUCCUCGCCAACGGUGAUCCCGCUGCCGUAAAGUACGCUGAGUGGUCCAAGAAGACUUGUGAAGAGAACGGAUUCAACUUUGACCUCCGGACUGUGGACAAGGAGCUUCUCGAGGAGGAGAUCAUGAAGGCCAAUGAAGACGACGAUGUCGACGGCAUGAUUGUCUACUACCCUAUCUUCCCCAACAACCCAUCUCACGACAAGUACAUCCAGGAGUCGGUUGACCUUGGAAAGGACGUUGAGGGUCUUCGACACAAGCACAUCCACAACAUGUACCACAACAUUCGCUUCAUUGACCCUCCUGAGAACCGCAAGAAGUCCAUCCUUCCUUGCACUCCUCUCGCUGUUGUCAAGAUCCUUGAGUACUUGCAGAUCUACAACCCCAUCCUGGCUUCCGGGAACCGACUUUUCGGAAAGACUAUCACUGUCAUUAACAGAUCCGAGGUCAACGGCCGACCUCUCGCUGCCCUCCUCGCCAACGAUGGCGCCACCGUUUACUCUGUCGAUGUCACUGGUGUCCAGAUCUUCACCCGAGGAGAGGGCAUCAAGAAGGCCCGCCAUCAGGUCGAGGACAAGGAGGGUUGGAAACUCGAGGACUGCCUUCCCCUCAGUGACGUUGUCAUCGGAGGAGUUCCCGUCGAGUCUUUCAAGGUGCCCACCGAGCUCAUCCGCGAUGGUGCUGUCUGCAUCAACUUCUCCUCGUACAGAAACUUUGAUGGUCCCGCCAUUAAGGAGAAGGCCUCCAUUUACGUGCCAUCCGUCGGCAAGGUUACCAUUGCUAUCCUCUUGAGAAACUUGGUUCGCCUUAUUGCCAACCGGCCCUCCAAGGAUGAGUCACAGAAGAGCGUCGAGGCCCGAGCCGAGGCUUUCGCUGAUGACUAA
This is a messenger RNA of Fusarium tjaetaba, 1017 nucleotides long. Its product is annotated as methylenetetrahydrofolate dehydrogenase (NAD+). The record is from RefSeq and is a predicted model, not a curated record. Bases 1 to 1017 code for a protein of 338 amino acids. The transcript is spliced from 3 exons. NCBI's taxonomy places the organism in Eukaryota, Fungi, Ascomycota, Sordariomycetes, Hypocreales, Nectriaceae. Gene Ontology annotation, molecular function: methylenetetrahydrofolate dehydrogenase (NADP+) activity; methylenetetrahydrofolate dehydrogenase (NAD+) activity. Gene Ontology annotation, biological process: purine nucleobase biosynthetic process. Gene Ontology annotation, cellular component: cytosol.